AUGCCGACAAGCGUUCGUUAUAGUUCCGUUCAACCACCUCAGCAACCAACACCAACAACUCAUUACAAUUAUCCGAUUCAAGUGCAUCAACCACAACAACUUCAUCUCCAUCAGCAACAACAACCACCACCACCACAGCAACAGCAACAGCAGCAACAACAACAACAACAACAACAGCAACAACCAUUAACAAUACAUCGUCAUCAUCACCAUCAUCAUGUUGCGCAUCGUAUAUCACCAACAUUUCAAAAUCAUAGUUUAUCAUCAUACUCCAAUCAUCGAUUGAAUUCAAAUAAUAAUAAUAUACAUGCUCAACCAACAUCAACAUCAACACCAUCAUUAUCAUCAAAUCAAUCGUCAGCUUAUUUUCUCGAUCGAAUUGAUUUAGAAAAUUAUACGACACAUACAUUAAAACAAACUGUUGAGAAUAUUUUAUCGAAAACAAAAUCAAAAGGUCUAAAAGUAAAACUAUCUUUGCCGGAUGAUGGUCUCAUCAUCGACAAUAUCACUGAUCCAUCUCAAUCAUGGCUAUUUAAAACACCUGAAUUACUCUACUUUUGGCGUGACCCCUAUUAUAUGAAUAUUAUUGUUGUCGUAACGAUCAAUCGAUCACGACAUCAUGUUAAUCAACCGUACUCAGCGUCGGUAUUUCGUUUACGCGGUACCGAUUCAGCCCAAGCAUUUCUCCAACAAGCCCAACGAUUCUUUGUCAACCUCUCGGGAUCCGUAAGUGCUUCCAGUGUUGCUAAACCCGUUCGAUACAAAUCAGUUGAUAAAUUAACACGAAAUGAAAGUCAUAGUAUUGAUCAUAAUACGUUGACAAAUCACAAAACGAAAACGAAAUCUCUUUCAAUUAUCAAUGAACAGAAUACGUUGACUCAAAAAACAUCCUCAUCAUCAAAUCGUCAUCAAUCAUCUCCACCGCCUGUUUCAUCAUCUGCAACUAUUCGCCGUGUAACACGUGCAGAAUUCGAUCCAGGUAAAUCAUCGACGAACGAUUCUAAAGGUGGCCAAACAAAUCAUCGAACCUAUAGUGAUACAGCAUCAUCAAUCGAUUCACAAACGACCAAUUCAACCAAAGAAAUCUUAUCGUAUACAAAGAAACCGUCACGCAAUGGUGACGAUGAAGAUGAUGAUAAAAUGACUACGAUUAGCAAUAAUUUAUCAGGUGAUCAAAUAGCAGAAUUAAUGCGUGAAUUAAAAGAAUUACGUAAUGAAAUCGCUUCAUUAAAACUAGAAAAGAGAAUUUCACACGAUACACGUUCGAUGAGUACUAGCCCAUUAGCUGGUAAAGUCGACAAGCCCAAAACGGUAUUAGAUACAACGACGACAACAUCAUCAUCGUCGUUUCCCGACAUAACCUCCCAGUCUGAAGUUGAUGCGGAAACGCAAACCGACUUUAGCUUAAUUAACCAUCGACGGCGACAAUUACUGAAAAAGAAUAAGAAGACCAUGAUUGGCUCGGGCGUCGUUUCGUCUCUAAGCAAGAAAACAGCUCAGCAAGCAACUGUACGAAAUGGUCGAAGAACAUUUUCGAAUAGUUCAACAAAUACAGUUUCGGAUCAAGAAGAAGCAGCAUCGGAUGUUUCUCCCCAAGUGAAUGAUGUGUCAAUUGAUACUCCAACUGUUUCACUUAGCCAUCAGCCAUAUCAACCAGUCAUUUUAUCAGCACCACCUCGUCCUGUUUUAGUAAGAAAUCAAAUACCGAAUUCGAAUUCGACGGAAGAAGGUCUCUCAUCACAUGGCUUACCUGUGACUCUCGAGAAAGAAAUUGAUCAAUUUCUUUCUACCAAUAUUCCUACUUCGAACACCGACCUUCUUGGACCCCAAUUACCCAUGAUCAAAGUAGGAGGUAGUAGUUUUCGUGCACCCGCCGAAAACAGUAAACCUCCUACGGAUCAUAUUUACGAAAAUGUACCUAUUUUAAUCCAACCAAAAGUGAAACGAGAAUCAUUUUACAACAUCCCGAUUAUCAAUGUUGAAGAUCAACAGCAAGCGCAGCAGCAACAACAAGCGCUUGCACAGCCUCAAGUGCAACAACAACAACAACAAGGACCAACACAAGCACAACCACAGCAGCAACAAAAUCAAUCCGAAAGUUAUGUCUAUUAUACACUCACAAACAACACUGAAAAAGAAACUCCACAACAGUAUAUUAUGCCUGGCCAAAUGCUUGCUAAUUCACCUCCCACGAACGAUACGAAUGGUACCGACGCUCAAAUGCAAUCUAUACAAUAUCAACCACAGAAGCCGCAAAUUAUUUCUGUCGGGCGCCAUCGUAAUCAGCCGAUUUAUUUCGCCAAUCAUCUGACAAAUCCUAUAUUCAAUGUUGAUAAACAAUUGUUAACCAAUACAAUUGCUAAUCAAUUCGGUGUUGACCUUAAUUCUCCACAAUUACAGCAAUUAAUUUCAAAUCAACAUAUAUUCGCUACACGCAAACGUACAUUUGCCAAUAUGGUUUGGCAAUUAACACCUGAUGAAGAAACUGCUCUAUGUUCGUCACCUGUUACUACUCAAACUGAUACCAUUGAUGUAAAUAUAACAGAAACGACUAGUAUAAGUUCUCGAUCGAUAUUGAAAGCAACGAAGCGUUUUCGUCCAACAGCUAAACGACGAAGUAUUAGUUGGGAUACUACCUUGGAAUAG
Molecule: messenger RNA, 2646 nt
Organism: Adineta ricciae
Lineage: Eukaryota; Metazoa; Rotifera; Eurotatoria; Adinetida; Adinetidae
Source: the annotation of a GenBank genome assembly